GGUCAGAUCUUAAAAGGCCGGGCAGUGCGUGUGGCAUCCCGACAGAACAGGAGAGGAGCAAGUGGCAGUGCUGGGUGUUGGGAGCGUGGCUGUCACUGUGCUGGAGCAUCCCCGAGCUUCGGAACGGAGCCGACUAGGCAGCAGUGCGGCAGCCGCAACUCCACGCCGAUCUCAUCAUCUGUCUCGCGUCUCAGCUCGAGCGAUCCUCCGAGACUCCGCACAAAGCACAUUUUCCAAAGCAGCGCAAGGGAGCGCCCAGCCGCGUGCAGGCGGACGCACCCUUCCUGUCCUUUGUUCCGGGGGGGAUCUGCAGCUGCUCUUCUCCCCAAGUCGGAGUCUUUCCUCCGGGGGUGGCGGGUCGCCGAACACAGCUACGAAGAUGCCUUUGGAAUUGACCCAGAGCCGGGUCCAGAAGAUCUGGGUGCCCGUCGAUCACCGACCCUCGUUGCCCAGAUCCUGUGGGCCGAAGCUGACCAACUCCCCAACGGUGAUUGUGAUGGUGGGGCUCCCAGCCCGGGGUAAGACUUACAUCUCCAAGAAGCUGACUCGCUACCUCAACUGGAUAGGUGUUCCAACGAAAGUGUUCAACGUGGGAGAAUAUCGGCGUGAGGCUGUGAAGCAGUACAGCUCCUACAACUUCUUCCGCCCUGACAAUGAGGAAGCCAUGAGAGUCCGAAAACAAUGUGCCUUAGCUGCCCUGAGAGAUGUCAAAAGUUACCUGACAAAGGAAGGAGGACAGAUCGCAGUUUUUGAUGCCACCAAUACAACUAGAGAAAGGAGGCGCAUGAUCCUUCAUUUUGCCAAAGAAAAUGACUUCAAGACGUUCUUCAUCGAGUCUGUCUGUGACGACCCCACUGUUGUGGCCUCCAACAUCAUGGAAGUUAAAAUCUCCAGCCCAGAUUACAAAGACUGCAACUCGGCAGAAGCCAUGGACGACUUCAUGAAGAGAAUCAAUUGCUAUGAAGCCAGCUACCAGCCUCUUGACCCUGAUAAAUGUGACAGGGACUUGUCACUCAUCAAAGUGAUUGACGUUGGCCGGAGGUUCUUGGUGAACAGAGUGCAGGACCACAUCCAGAGCCGAAUUGUGUACUACCUGAUGAAUAUCCACGUACAACCCCGCACCAUCUACCUGUGUCGGCACGGCGAGAAUGAGUACAACUUGCAGGGCAAGAUUGGGGGUGACUCAGGCCUUUCCAGCAGAGGCAAGAAGUUCGCCAAUGCCCUGAGCAAGUUCGUGGAAGAGCAGAAUCUGAAGGACCUCCGCGUGUGGACCAGCCAGCUGAAAAGUACCAUCCAGACGGCGGAGGCCCUGAGGCUCCCCUACGAGCAGUGGAAGGCACUCAAUGAGAUAGAUGCUGGUGUGUGUGAGGAACUAACCUAUGAGGAGAUCAGAGACACCUACCCUGAGGAGUACGCAUUGCGUGAACAGGACAAGUACUACUACCGCUAUCCCACAGGCGAGUCCUACCAGGAUCUUGUCCAGCGCCUGGAGCCCGUGAUCAUGGAAUUAGAGCGCCAAGAGAAUGUACUGGUCAUCUGUCACCAGGCCGUCCUGCGCUGCCUGCUAGCUUACUUCCUCGACAAGAGUGCAGAGGAGAUGCCAUACCUGAAAUGUCCCCUGCACACUGUCCUGAAACUGACACCCGUGGCGUAUGGGUGCCGUGUGGAGUCCAUUUACUUGAACGUAGAGUCAGUGAGCACACACCGGGAAAGGUCAGAGGCUGUCAAAAUACAACACUUUGCCAGUGUAGUCAGACCUUCCUCUUACACCGAACUUGACUUUCUGUCUGUGGAGUCCGCAAAACAGGAUGCAAAGAAGGGACCUAACCCGCUCAUGAGACGCAAUAGUGUCACCCCACUAGCCAGCCCCGAGCCCACCAAAAAGCCUCGCAUCAACAGCUUUGAGGAGCAUGUGGCCUCCACUUCUGCUGCUCUGCCAAGCUGCCUGCCCCCGGAAGUGCCCACGCAGCUGCCCGGACAAAACAUGAAGAGCCCCCGGAGCGGUGCCAACUCUUUCCAGAAGCACUAAAGCAGAGCCAUGGGUUCCAUUCCGUUUCCACAGCCUGCCUUGCGCCUGCUCAUCUUCCUGAAGCCAAGUGAUCCCAGGACUUCUGGUCUGGGGGAGAAUGGAAGUCUUCAGGUUAAAGAAUAGCAGCCCUUCCCCCCGCUGAGAUGUUGGGGUGGCAAAGACAAGACAACUAGGGAGUUGUACAGAUCCCAGCUUCCUGUGGCAAAGCAGCAGACCUCCCUACGCUCUGUCCUCUUGUGACUUCCAGGGCUGUCUGACCUCACAGACCCUUCCAACGCUUGGGGAAGGCUAUAGUACUAGAGGAGGUGAGAUCAGACCCCUAAGUGGGGGACCUGGACACCACCGUGCUGUUUUGUUUUGUGUCUUUGGAUCCUGGCCUGGCAUGUUGCUAGCCGGAAGACGAGAGUGGCAGAGAACCCUGAGAUUCGGAGUUAGGCCCCACUUGUCUGAGGCUCGGGGACGACCACGCAUUCUCACGUGGCUUUUAUGCAUCUUGGCCUAGGAAGAGGCCUCAGAGACAAGGGACUUGGGCGCAUGCUGCAUUGGAUAUGGGGGAGUCUCCUUCUGAGGAGGCCUUGAGCUGAGGCCUACUGGUCAGCUGAGCAGUGACAGCUCUUCCAGGGUAUCAGUGAUACUCUGGCUCUUCCACACGCCUUCUAGGUCCCAAGUUAAGGAACAGACUGGUUGUGUCAGUGGAGGGAAGGAUUUUGCUGAAAAAAAAAUAACUAGGGCCCCUUCUUCCCAGAGGCCCUUAGGCCUUCUGCUCUUCAUCCUGGGCCUGGAGGCACCCGAGUAGAUUCUGUGACUGGCUGUUUGUUUGCACUUUUUCAUCUUUCUUUCCUUCCUUCCUUCCUUCCUUCCUUCCUUCCUUCCUUCCUUCCUUCCUCCCUCCCUCCCUCCCUUCUUUCCCUCCCUCCCUCCCUCUCUCCCUCUCUCUUUCCUUCCCUCCCUCCCCACACCUCACUUCAAGAACCUAGGCUGCUGGCCUUGGAGGCUUGCAGGCUGGACGGGAGGAGUUGGGGUGUCUUCAAGAUGGGGAGUCUUAGAGCCUUCAGCUUCACUCACAUUGUUCAAGAAGGGACAGUGGCCCGAGGGAAGCUUAUUUCAGGCCGCCCGCUCACAGAGCUGUCCCCAUAUUUUGGCCAAGUGUCUGUUGCUGUAUGCCUCACACCACCAUGCUGGGCAUCACAAGGAGUUCCCAGGAGUCAAAAGCGUCCUUGUCAGCUUUAUAGUGUUGGCGACAUUUUUGCAUGGGUUGAAAGUAGCGCUAAUGUCUUUGUCUUUGCCUGUCUUGUUUCCCCUUUGUCCACCCAAGUUGUGGGGGAGGACAGGGUAUCCCAAGCCUGGAAGAAACCAAUCAGAAACUCAGCAGCGCUGGCCCGAAUGACCCUUCAUGAGGGGUGCUGCAGAGCCUUGGCCGAAGGCCGCACUUUACUUCCGGCUUCCUUCCUGUGAGUCCAAGGGACCCUACCUUUCCCAGCACAGGGGACAGCAGGUCCUGGGGUGACACAGGGCAUGCUUCAGACACUUUCAAGUCACUUUGUGUUUUCAUAGUUAACCACUCAAGCAUUCGGCCCAGUCCACUACCCUUUAAAUCUGUGGUUUCUCUCCAUUUAAAGACUUGGACUGUUUUCUCUCUGUGACUUGAGUCUUGACAAGGAUAUAUGCGCUGCAGACUUGGGUUGAGUGUGUGCAGGCUGAUAAUACCUUGGACUUGGGGGCCUGCUGCAUUGCUUGUCAGGGUGGGUGGGGGUGGGGUGGGGAGCAGGAUUGGAACUGUGUAGCCCAAACUAGCUUCAAACUCACAGCCAUCCUCCUGUCUCAGCCUCCCAAAUGUUAUCUGUUCGGGUUAUAAGCACGAGCCACCACUGUGCCUGGUACUGUGGCUUUGUACCCGGAGGUGGUUUCUUAGAUGCCUCCUUCUGACCACAUCCAUUUUAUAGUUACAGAACCAGCUCUUACAAUAUAGAGACUCUAAAGGCUGAGACAGGUAGGGGCGAUUACGUGUGGCCAUCUUAAGUCAGUGCAUGAGGAGGAAGCUUUGUCCAGUGUGAUGUCACAUUCUAUGAACACCUAGGAAUAAGAUCAGGCCCAGGAGCUAUUGGAGCAGGUGGAACAUGGCUUCUUCCUUCAAAAACCAGUGGCUUGCUGGACGGGGUGGAUAGCAUCUUCCACUCUCUCACCUGAAAUGACAAAAUAAAACUGGGACCAAUGUUUUUAACUUUGCAUAUUUGUUUGGGGGGUAAAUUUCUCCCCUUUCCUUCAACAACGGGCAAUACCCUUGAUUUCUGGGGAAAAGAAAAACUGUUGGAACCACGCCAAUGAUAUUUUCAUUUGUAAUACUUGAAAUUUAUUUUUUUAUUAUUUUGAUAGCAGAUGUGCUAUUUAUUUAUUUAAUAUGUAUAAGGGAGCCUAAAACUAGAAAGCUGUAUAGAUUGGGUUUAAUUGUUCAUUGGUUUGGGGCCUUUCAAUGUGUGAAUGAUGACUUCUUCAUGUUCUGUGUAAUUGUCUCUGUCAAUGACCUGGGAAGAAGCUAUGCAAGCUUUUAAACAGGAUACGCCUUUCAGAAAUUUGUAUAUUUUGCAGUUGUAAGAACAAUAAAAACCUGGUUGAGAUAUA
Apodemus sylvaticus (European woodmouse) is the source of this 4648-nucleotide messenger RNA. It is a transcript of the gene Pfkfb3, whose product is annotated as 6-phosphofructo-2-kinase/fructose-2,6-biphosphatase 3. Gene Ontology annotation, biological process: fructose metabolic process; fructose 2,6-bisphosphate metabolic process. Bases 380 to 2029 code for a protein of 549 amino acids. Gene Ontology annotation, cellular component: cytosol. Gene Ontology annotation, molecular function: 6-phosphofructo-2-kinase activity; ATP binding; fructose-2,6-bisphosphate 2-phosphatase activity. The record is from RefSeq and is a predicted model, not a curated record. Lineage: Eukaryota; Metazoa; Chordata; Mammalia; Rodentia; Muridae. The transcript has 16 exons.